GGUUGUCAAUUCGGAAUAUUAGUGCACGUGUAGGGUUUGUUGUUAAUAUUUUCAUUUUAAAAGUAACUUUAACUUAAAAAAUAAAAAUGAAGCGGAAAACACAACUAGAAGCUGAAACGGAUUCCGAAUAUUAUUCGGAUGAUAAUUCAGACGAAGAGCUUCAAGAAGCAUUUGCUCGUGGCGACCUCAAGCCGGGUUUGAACAUAGAAUUCAGCUCAGGAAGGGAGAAAGUCAACAAUAUCCCGAAAUUGCUAGCCAAAACAGAUGAAAUUAAACUAGAUUUGUCGUGGAUAGAAAGAAUGGAUAUGGUAAACGAUUUAGCUCCAUUGGCACCUGAAUUAGUCGUACAGUUAGAGAAACAUGAGCAGAAGCGCGCCAAUAUGUUUAAAGGCAAUGCCAAAAUUCCAUAUGUGCGUCCGGACGAAGAUCCUGUACUAAAUGACUUUAAACGUGAAAUGUUAUUUCAUCGCCAAGCACAGGCCGCCGUUUUAGAGGGAAUUAAACGUUUACAUUCUGCGGGAGUUGUUACUCGUCGUCCCGAUGACUAUUUUGCUGAAAUGGCGAAAUCUGACGAACAUAUGCAGAAGGUACGUUCUAAUCUUAUGGCCAAGCAAGAGGGUCAAGCUAAGUCGGAACGUAUUAAGCAAAUACGUGAACAACGUAAAAUGGGUAAAUUACUUGCAAAACAAACGAAAGUACAGCGAGAAAUGGAAAAGAAAGAUAUGUUGGAUAAGUUGAAGAAAUUCAGGAAAGGCAAAUUGAAGAAUCUUGACUUCUUAGAGGACGCCAAAACUUUGGAAACACAAAAGAAGAAAUCAGCAGAUAAGCGGAAACAACGUAAUAAGAAGUUUGGGUUUGGUGGUAAAAAGAAAGGUCAGAAACGAAACACAAAAUCCUCUGCUGGCGGAUUCGAAAAAGUGAAAAACUUUAGGAAAGGCGCAAAAGCUUCGAGCAGUGGAAACAAACGGCUAGGAAAAUCUCGCCGAUUGAAAUCCAAAUCACAGAAAUAAUAUAUUUUUAAUAUUUGUAAUCUAGGCCUAUUAUAUUAAACAAUAGAUAUAAAAGUUAAAAUAUUAUGUA
This is a messenger RNA of Bactrocera tryoni, 1080 nucleotides long. RefSeq names its product probable rRNA-processing protein EBP2 homolog. The record is from RefSeq and is a predicted model, not a curated record. Gene Ontology annotation, cellular component: preribosome, large subunit precursor; nuclear periphery; nucleolus. Lineage: Eukaryota; Metazoa; Arthropoda; Insecta; Diptera; Tephritidae. The transcript has 3 exons. Gene Ontology annotation, biological process: ribosomal large subunit biogenesis; rRNA processing. The coding region runs from base 87 to 1010 and encodes 307 amino acids.